Molecule: messenger RNA, 831 nt
Organism: Monascus purpureus
Lineage: Eukaryota; Fungi; Ascomycota; Eurotiomycetes; Eurotiales; Aspergillaceae
Source: the annotation of a GenBank genome assembly
AUGUAUUAUCGCAGUUCUACCCCGUUGAUCCGCCGAAAGUCUCUUUUAACGCAACCAGGGGUCGCAACCAGAAGACCCAGGAAAACGCGCGGCAGGAUUCCCUUUGCGACUGAUCAAGAAGUUGAUUCCAUUCGCGACUUCUCAUCUAGACUUGAUCAAUCGUCUAGACGAUGGCGGUCAUCUACUUGUGACGAUGUGGACCUCGAUCUUCCAACUUUGGACAAACCAGUCGCCCGCGCGGAGACUCCAAACGGAUGUGAAUACACCUAUUUAGGGGCACUCAAACUGGGAUCCUUGCGCGUAGUCAAUGGUGCCGUAUCUCCAUGCCCCAGCGACCGGACCUCCAUGGUCCAACCCCUAAUUCCAACUCCUGAGCCCAGGCAAGGCGGCGACAAUACGAUGCAGUCAAGUGGAAGCGGUGAUGAAGAAUGCAGGGGUCCCAUGGACAAAAUCUUAACUGCAGAGUUGUUUCGAGAUCUGGACUUUAGCUCCGAGCCCUCUGCCAAAGCGAAUGGUUAUUUAGAACCAUUUUCGUUCGAAUUAUCUCCUGCGUCCAGUUCAGUCUCUCUUGAAAAGACUCUCGGUACUGGCAUCGCUCAUUCUAGCGAUGAUGGGUACGAAAAACUUCUUGAUCGUUGUACUUACGAUAAUUUGGCCCGGCUUGGGGAGGCCUUGACAAAAGAUAAUGAAGGUAACAUUUGGGGUAGAUCCUCAUCGUUCACUGACAGUGGCUAUGCUUCUGAGUGUUCUUUGCGUUCUAUACGAGGUAGUAUGGGAUUAGCACAGGAGGAUGAUACUGAGAGUGUUUGCCUGUUCACAGAGAAGUUUUAA